AUGGCACGGGCACCCACCGUCAUACCCGUCAGCGACUAUGUCUUCCGGGACACCACCACCGCCGCCAAGCGGCUCUUCUGGAGGCUGAACGGCCCGCUCGAGGGCGCCAUCCAAGUCGCGCCGUCGCAAUACUACGAGCCGGACGCCGUCAUGGAGCCGUACAUCGGCCCCGACGGCACCCCGCACGCCGAGGUGGCGCACGCGCCCCUCCUAGAGCCGCCCGUGUCGUCGCUCACCGUCAAAAUCCUGACCAUCGACGAGUGGGAGCAGGCGUGGCUCGCACUGCACGCCCGGUGCCGCGAAGUCCCUGACUUGAGCCAGCGCCGCAUGGGGCCGCGUCCUGGCGACGACUCUCUCGACCCGGACCUCUACGUGGGCGAGGUCCUCACCGUGCACGAGUUUGUCUCGGCCGUGCACCCCUGGCUGAUGGCCAGGCGCGACGCCAUCCUGGUCACCGUACUCCAGAGCGAACGGGGCACCACCCUACUCCAGAGGGACCGGGGCGUGGGCGUUGUUAGGAACCCGCCCGAAACCGACCUCGAGAACAAGUUGGCUGUUGUGCGCUUUGGACAGGGCUAUGUGAAUGUCGGUAACGAGGACCGGUGGGUCUGGUGGUACAGGAAGCCGCCCGCGGCCAGUUCUGCACCUCGUGAAAAACUUUCGCAUGAGGAGCGCACCCGCAGGACUAUGGAGAGAAUGAUGGCAAGGGCUGCGGCGAUGAUACGCGCACGAGAGAAGAAGGAGGCGGCACAAGCAGCCGAGAAGGACAAAGAAACGUGACCUGGGACGGUCUGCUGUAGGGCACGGUGGUGCAUACCUCCUCAGGGCAGUAGCCGGCGGCGUACGAG
This is a messenger RNA of Parathielavia appendiculata, 848 nucleotides long. RefSeq lists its product as uncharacterized. The coding region runs from base 1 to 780 and encodes 259 amino acids. The transcript has 2 exons. The record is from RefSeq and is a predicted model, not a curated record. NCBI's taxonomy places the organism in Eukaryota, Fungi, Ascomycota, Sordariomycetes, Sordariales, Chaetomiaceae.